Capsella rubella is the source of this 1536-nucleotide messenger RNA. Its product is annotated as nudix hydrolase 19, chloroplastic. Bases 58 to 1374 code for a protein of 438 amino acids. The record is from RefSeq and is a predicted model, not a curated record. NCBI's taxonomy places the organism in Eukaryota, Viridiplantae, Streptophyta, Magnoliopsida, Brassicales, Brassicaceae. Gene Ontology annotation, cellular component: cytosol. Gene Ontology annotation, biological process: NAD+ catabolic process; NADP+ catabolic process. The transcript has 6 exons. Gene Ontology annotation, molecular function: NADH pyrophosphatase activity.
GAGUGGGGAACCUAACACCAUCAUCAAGCGCGAAACAAUGGGGAGAAAUAACCAGAGAUGCUCGCUCUCUUCCUCUCCUCUUCUUCAUAUCCAGCUCUCUCUUCCCUCUCUAGAUCCGUGACUCUAAGCUUAGCCAGAAGAAGAACACUCUCUGCUCUCACAAUGUCGAUGAACCUUAGGACCCACGCGUUCGCAGGCAAUCCCUUGAAGUCCAAAACUCCGAAAUCAACCGAUCCUUUUUCACCCACCUCUGCUUACGAAUCCCUCAAAACCCUGAUUCCAGGAAUCCCUAAUCAACCCACAGUUUCUCCUGAUUUUAAAGUCCUUCCCUUUAGCAAGGGUCGCCCAUUGGUGUUCUCGAGCGGUGGAGACGCUAGUACCACGCCUAUAUGGCAUCUGGGAUGGAUCAGCUUGGCCGAUUGUAAGGUUUUGUUGGCGAGUUGUGGGGUUGAUCUGAGCGAGGACUCGCUUGUGUAUUUAGGACCCAAGGUGGAAGAAGAUUUGGUGUAUUGGGCUGUUGAUUUGUCUGAAGACGGUGUUGUUUCUGAAUUAGGGGGUAGGAAGCUGUGUUUUGUCGAGCUCCGAACCCUAAUGGUUGCUGCUGAUUGGACUGAUCAACGCGCUAUGGAUGAAUUGGCUAUUGCCGGCCAUGCCAGGGCAUUGCUUGAAUGGCACAACGUAUCAGGAUUUUGUGGAUCUUGUGGAGGUACAACUGUUCCAAGGGAAGCAGGAAGGAGAAAACAAUGCACAAAUGAGACAUGCAAAAAACGGGUUUAUCCCCGUGUUGACCCGGUGGUUAUAAUGUUAGUUAUUGAUCGUGAAAAUGACCGUGCGCUUUUAAGCAGGCAAUCUAGAUAUGUACCGAGAAUGUGGAGUUGUUUAGCUGGAUUUAUUGAGCCAGGGGAAAGCUUAGAAGAGGCUGUGAGGCGAGAAACAUGGGAAGAGACUGGCAUUGAAGUAGGAGAAGUUGUCUAUCACAGCUCUCAGCCUUGGCCUGUGGGACCAAGUAGCAUGCCUUGCCAAUUGAUGCUCGGGUUCUUUGCUUUCGCCAAGACGGUUGACAUAACUGUAGACAAAGAAGAGUUGGAAGAUGCUCAAUGGCACAGUAGAGAAGAUGUGAAGAAAGCACUGGCUGUUGCAGAAUACAGGAAGGCGCAAAGAACAGCUGCUGCAAAGAUAGAGCAGAUGUGUAAAGGUGUGGAGAGAACCCAGAGUCUAUCGACCGAUUUCAAUCUUGAAAGCGGUGAGCUCGCUCCUAUGUUUAUCCCGGGGCCGUUUGCAAUCGCCCACCAUCUGAUCUCAGCAUGGGUAGAUGAGGCUCCUGGCAAUGUUCAUUCUAAACAGCAAGCCGGUGUCUCUCUCUCAAGUUUGUAGCUAGGAAAGAUGACUUUGAUGCUUAGAUACCAAACUUUUGCUAUGGUGAUGCUUCUUUUGAAUUGAUGCGUACUUAUUUGUAUGGACUUGCUCCAAGUUAUUUCUUGCAACAACAAUUAGAUUUUACCUCAAUAAUUUUUAAUAAAAGAAUUUCCAUAUAAA